AGUUUGUUGUUGACGUGUAGAUAGCGGUUAACGUGGUUCGCGUAACUGAUUACUGAAUGUAACCCACCUUAUACAUAAAUUAUUUAGGCUAAUUAUUGUUGUGAAAGUUUUGAACAGUUUCAAAAUAGGUGCAAUGCAUGAAAUGUUGUUUUAAUAACACGUUAACGAUCAGACUUCCUCAUAAAUGCACGAGAAUAACCAUUAUGUCUAACUAAUAAUAUUAACGUCUUAUUGUUUACCUGUGCUCGUAAAAUCAAACGUAAACGUAAAAUGUUAUCCUUCAUAUUUAUUGGUCCGCGCAAAUGUUUGUUUUUGAAAUGAGAUGAGCAUUAAAUAUCUUUCGUUCAAAAAAUUAGAUUAAUCAGCAUGAGUACAAUUGGUUAUGGUCGUUCCAGUGCUCUGGAAACGUAUGUGCGUGGCCAAUGGUAUAAGGUAUAUGUAACGUUGGAAGAUGAUUAUAUAUGCAUAAGCUUGGAUGAAACCUAUGAGAAUUGUACACCUGUUAAUGGAUCUUUAAAUAACAACACCUUAGAUUCUUCGGGAAGUCACAUUGAUUGUGUUGAUGUACCAGAUUCUGUAGCUAACCAGAAACGUCUCAUACGUGUAGUAAAGACAGAUAGCAAUGGCUUGGGAAUUUCCAUUAAAGGAGGACGUGAAAAUAAAAUGCCAAUUCUUAUAUCUAAAAUAUUUAAAGGAAUGGCUGCUGAUCAAACUGAGCAGCUUUAUGUAGGUGAUGCUAUACUAUCCGUUAAUAAACAAGAUUUAAGAGAAGCUACACAUGAUGAAGCUGUUAAAGCACUUAAACAAGCUGGAAAAAUUGUUGAACUAGAAGUUAAAUAUUUGCGGGAAGUAACUCCAUAUUUUAGAAAAGCCACUAUCAUAUCAGAAGUUGGAUGGGAAUUACAACGAGGAUUUCUAUCAUCAAAUUCACCAAUUCAUCGCUCUCCACAAAAGCCUGAUGCUCGUUAUUUACCAUUGCAACUUUGUUGCUUAACCAGAAAUUAUAAGCAUCCUGAUCCUGAAAAUAAAACUAUUGAAUUACAUUCACCCGAUGGUGUACAUUGUUGUAUAUUAAGAACUCAAGAAGCCAGUGAAGCUACUUGUUGGUUUAAUACUCUUCACUGCGCUUUAAAUGCUUUAUCAUUAAAAGCAUUGCAUGAUGCCAAUAAAGUAUUAACAAACAUAAUGCCUGUACUUGGUCAAAUUCAUCAUAUUGGAUGGUUAUUUAGGGUUAAUAAAAAUGAGAACGGUUGUUUGCGUAGCAUAAGUUCAGAAGAAGAAUUCACAGUAAAUGACAAAUGGCAAUCAGUAUUUGGAGUGGUUACUAGUAAAGAAUUACGACUGUAUGAAGUUGCCCCCUGGAGUCCAGAUGCUUGGUCUGCUCCACUCUUUGUUUGUCCACUUUUAUCUACGAGGCUGAUGAAUUCAUCACGUAACUCAGAUUUAAUCACAUUUAGCUUAAGAUGUGGUACAGAAGAAGGUAUCAUUACUCAUCGGUUUAAAGUUGAUACACAAAGAGACCUUGCCAGUUGGGCAAGAGCUGUAAUUCAAGGUUGCCAUAAUUCCGUUGCGAAUAGAAGAGAAGUAAAUUGUCGAUGUUUAUGGCAUGGAAAACCAGCACAACUAUCAAUUCACUAUGAAAAUGGAUUUACACUAAUUGAAUCAAAAACUGGAUCUGUAGGCCGUGAACCAAAGAAAUUAUGGAGUUAUCCAUUUGAUAGAUUAAAAAUGUCUUCUGAUGAUAAUAACAGAUUACUAUGGCUGGACUUUGGUGAUAGCGUGGAUAUAGAAAUAGACUUGGAGUGUAGUCCAAAACCAUUAGUGUUCAUUUUACAUAACUUUCUAUCAGCUAAAAUUCAUCGGCUCGGUUUGUAUGCAUAAUUUAUUGAAAAUAUACUUUAAUUUAAAUGGAUAAAUGUUAAAUUUAUAAAUUAUUUUCACGCUAUCUGAUUAAAACUAAGAAUUAUUCCACUGACUUUUUAAAUUAAUAUUAAUAUUUGUUAUAAUUGCAUUUAUUGACCCUAAACUUUAAGCUCAAUAACAAUUACAUAUUUUUUAAUUUUAAUGUAGAAUACAAAUGUAUUAUUUAGUUUUGUUGAAUUAAAUUAUUAUUGGUAGUGGAAUGUUAUAGUUAUUUAAGUUAAAAUGUUAAUGUGUAAGUUUUUUUUUAAAAUUAUUACAAUGUAAUUAAACCUAAAUUAAUUUCAAAGUAACAGGGUGCUGUGGCACCGUAACAUGCACACACAUUCCUACACUUGAAAUAUGGUAACUUGUCUGUGAUAAUUCGUUUUUAUUUCGUUAAAAAUGUAAAUGCUAUUGUGUAUAUCGUAUAUGUGUGUGUGUUAGUGUGUCUUAUGU
Aphis gossypii (cotton aphid) is the source of this 2358-nucleotide messenger RNA. Its product is annotated as beta-1-syntrophin-like. Gene Ontology annotation, molecular function: protein binding; structural molecule activity. The transcript has 7 exons. Lineage: Eukaryota; Metazoa; Arthropoda; Insecta; Hemiptera; Aphididae. The record is from RefSeq and is a predicted model, not a curated record. The coding region runs from base 367 to 1881 and encodes 504 amino acids. Gene Ontology annotation, cellular component: intracellular anatomical structure; dystrophin-associated glycoprotein complex.